Messenger RNA from Prunus armeniaca (apricot), 372 nucleotides. Lineage: Eukaryota; Viridiplantae; Streptophyta; Magnoliopsida; Rosales; Rosaceae. The record is from the annotation of a GenBank genome assembly.
AUGGUAAUUGUAUCAGGCACCUGGGCACCAGUUGACCCACAGGAACCUUCAAAAGGCCCAGCGAGCUCGGACCAGCUCCACCUCAGGUACCCAGAUAUAGAUAUGUUGCCUUCGGAUAUGACGAUGUCCACGGACAUCCAGGUUGCCUUCAGUUUUGUCAGUGCGCUUGACAUUUGCCUCACGAGUUUCGGGAACGCCCGGACCGUGGGAGCCAGGAAUGCGGAUCAGGCUGACUACGGUCCCCUGAAUCCUGCCAGUUUGCGGCUCGAGUUGAGUUUGUGUCAUCGAGACCUGCCCUUGGGCUCAAACUUUACUGUUGAUUGUAUUUAUACGCAUGCUGGAAGUUGGAAUGUGUAUAUAUGCUUGUUUUGA